Molecule: messenger RNA, 1735 nt
Organism: Chenopodium quinoa (quinoa)
Lineage: Eukaryota; Viridiplantae; Streptophyta; Magnoliopsida; Caryophyllales; Amaranthaceae
Product: allene oxide synthase 3-like
Exons: 1
Coding region: 62-1555 (497 amino acids)
Biological process (GO): sterol metabolic process
Molecular function (GO): monooxygenase activity; iron ion binding; heme binding
Source: RefSeq, a predicted model, not a curated record
UAUUUGUGCUAUAUAUUAGCUAUUUUUGAAUUUUCCUACCACCCUCCUCAAGAUCUCAACAAUGUCAUCUCCAUAUGUGUAUUCUUCUCAUCUUAAAAAUGAGAGCGCUCAGCUUUUUGUGUCACCAUUGCCAGACCUUCCCCUUCGUGAAAUCCCUGGGAGUUAUGGUGUGCCCUUCUUUGGAGCCAUUAAGGAUCGGUGGGACUACUUUUAUGUCCAGGGAGAAGACCAAUUCUUUAGGUAUCGAAUGGAAAAAUACAACUCCACGGUCUUUAGAGUUAACAUGCCUCCCGGUCCUUGGAUAUCUCAUGACUCGCGAGUUAUUGCUCUUCUGGAUGGCAAGAGUUUCCCUAUCCUAUUUGAUACUUCUAAGGUUGAAAAACGCGAUGUGUUUACAGGAACCUACAUGCCUUCCACCUCCUUCACCGGAGGUUAUCGUGUGUGCUCCUACUUGGACCCAAGUGAGCCUGCACAUGGCUCUCUUAAGUCCUUAUUACUUUCUUUCCUCACCUCAAAGCAUGAGGAGAUUGUCCCCCUUUAUCAAAGUAAUCUAAAAGGCAUGUUCGAAGAGCUAGAGGAUCAAUUGAGGGGCAAAGGCCGGGCAGAGUUUGGGCCAUUGAAUGAUGCUUUAUCGCUUGAGUUUGUUUUUAGAUUGUUUUGUGAGGGUAAGAACCCUUCGGAAACCAAGUUGGAGUCCAAGGGACCUAGCAUGUUUAGAAAGUGGAUAACUUUCCAAUUAGCACCCUUGAACACAUUGGGUUUACCCAAGUUGUUAGCCCCGAUUGAAGAUUUCAUAUUGCAUUCUAUUAGGCUACCUUUCUUUCUAGUAAAAGGUGAUUAUAAAAAGUUUUAUGACGCGUUUUACUCCUCUGCAACAUCAUUUCUAGACAAAGCUGAAAGCUUUGGUAUGAGUAGAGAAGAGGCCUGCCAUAAUUUAAUUUUUAUGGCUGGAUUUAAUGCAUUUGGGGGGUUUAUAAAGUGUUUUCCAUCUUUGAUCAAAUGGGUUGCAUCCGGAGGAGAGACCCUACAUCGCGAGCUAGCUAAGGAAAUCAGGGCUGCUGUGAAGUGUGAGGGUGGAGUCACCUUGAAUGCCAUCAACAAGAUGGCGUUAACCAAGUCAGUGGUCUAUGAGGCUCUAAGGAUUGAGCCUCCUGUACCAUACCAAUAUGGGCGAGCUAAGGAUGAUUUGGUGAUUCAAACUCAUGAUGCUAUGUUUAAGAUCAAGAAAGGGGAGAUGAUAUUUGGAUAUCAACCCUAUGCUACAAAAGAUUCAAAGAUAUUUAAUGAUCCUGAGAAGUUUAUAGGGAGUAGAUUUGUCGGAGAGAAAGGAGAAACAUUGUUGAAGUACGUGUUAUGGUCGAAUGGAAGGGGAAUCGAUGAACCAACUAUGCAUAAUAAGCAAUGCCCUGGUAAGAACUUGGUGGAGCUCUUGCCUAGAGUUUUCUUGGCGGAAUUCUUCUUACGGUAUGAUACAUUUUUAGUUGAAAUCGGCACCUUGUUGUCGAAUACCACCGUGACCUUCUUGUCCUUGAAGAAAGCCAAGAGAAGCCCUUGAUAUAGGGAUAAACGGAUAACCUUACUAAAACAUAUUAUGGAUGUGAUUUAUGGUGUGAUGAUUAAUGUAAAGUUAUGUGUGAUUGACAAUUACCAUUUUAUGCAAAAAUAAAGGGCAUAAGGCAAUAAAUGUAUAGCCUGAUUGAAUUUGAAUAUACUUACAAAGUUACAAGUAUAACUA